Messenger RNA from Lymnaea stagnalis (great pond snail), 618 nucleotides. The record is from the annotation of a GenBank genome assembly. NCBI's taxonomy places the organism in Eukaryota, Metazoa, Mollusca, Gastropoda, Lymnaeidae.
AUACUGGUAGCCCACCUGUAUGGUCGACAGGUCAACAUGGAUCCUUUCAUAAGUGUAGCCAGAUAUUACAACCUUGACAUCAUUGAGGAUUGUGCUGAAAGUUUUUCUGGGUUUGUGCACAUUGGUCAUCCUGAUUCAGAUCUCGCCUUAUUCAGCUUUGGUGUUAUCAAGUUCUCCACCUCUUUUGGUGGCAGCAUCAUCAAGGUUAGAGAGGAAGAGCUCUAUCGUCAAAUGCAUGAACUUUACUUAAAAUACCCUAUUCAAAGCAAUGCAACAUAUUUAAAGAAAUUAUUGAAGUAUUUCCCCUUGUAUACAACAUUGCAAGUCUGGCCAUUCCCUCAACUGAUGCAGAAAUCAAGAGAGAUGGGUAUGGAUUGGAAUGCCACUUUUGUCAGCUUCCUUAGAGUUUUCCCCAAUGACCUUAUAAAUAACGUCAGGUACAGGCCUAGUUCUGCCCUCCUUUCUGUUAUGGCCGGUGUUCAGACAUCAUUUAACCCAGCCAGCUUUGAUCUGCAGCGCAUUAAGUGCAGCUACUUUCAGUCAAACUUGACCACUUCUUUAAAAGUAAUCGGCACCAAAACCAAGAUAAACAAUUUCUGGUUAUUUCCUGUCGUUGUG